This is a messenger RNA of Hyaloscypha bicolor E, 333 nucleotides long. RefSeq lists its product as uncharacterized. The annotation marks the transcript as partial. NCBI's taxonomy places the organism in Eukaryota, Fungi, Ascomycota, Leotiomycetes, Helotiales, Hyaloscyphaceae. The record is from RefSeq and is a predicted model, not a curated record. The transcript has 2 exons.
AAGUCGAAGCUCCCUGACCCUGAGAAGUUCGCUGGAAGUACAUACAGAUUCGAUACCUGGCUCCCGUUAAUUAAGGCCAAGCUCUCUAUUAAUAGAUCGGCAAUUGGGGACUCCACUGCCCAGUUUUACUACGCUUACCUCAAUCUGGAGUCUUCUGUCCAAUUAAUGGCUAAAGACAAGCCCUAUGCCCUCCGCCAAGGCAAUGAUUCCCUUCCUGCCUAUAUUGCCAAGUUUGAACGUACCCUAUACGAAGCGAAUAGCCAAAGCUGGCUAGAUAUUAAUAAAAUUUCCAGCUUUCGCAAUAGCCUCAACUCCGCAAUUCGCUCUCGUUUG